This is a messenger RNA of Humulus lupulus (European hop), 2434 nucleotides long. RefSeq lists its product as uncharacterized. Lineage: Eukaryota; Viridiplantae; Streptophyta; Magnoliopsida; Rosales; Cannabaceae. The record is from RefSeq and is a predicted model, not a curated record. The coding region runs from base 475 to 2070 and encodes 531 amino acids. The transcript is spliced from 3 exons.
CGAUACAGUAACAAAACCCUAAUUUAAUUUUUUGUUUUAUUAUCAUUCUUAUUUUUUGCUAAGGUUUUGUUUUAUUAUUUUCAAUUGAGUUUAAUAUUCUCUUCUUUUCACUCAAGCCACUCAUAUCUCUGUUCUCGCCUCUUUUCUGUUACUCUCUCGCAAUUUUAUUUUCAUGUCAACAAAAAAAAAACGAAAAUAAAAAAUUGAUCAAUGGGUCAAUGGGUCAAAAAAUAAGUAGAGCUUUUUGAAGAUUUUGGUAUUUAGAAAAUUCCACUGUUGGAUUAUGUUACUUUUAGAUUAUUAUUUAUCGUUCUUUGUACCCAUUCUCCAAUUUUUUUUCAUGGUUUUGUUUGUGAUACCGGUUUUUUUAUUUUGUGGGCAUAUGGAAAAUGGGAAUUUUUUUGGGUUUUCUUGAUUAGGAAGUUAGGAACCCUAGUUUUUCUUUCAAUAUUUUUGGGAUUUUUAUAUGGAAAAAUGGAGCGAUGUGCUGUGGUAUUUGACAUAAGCUCCGAUGAGGAAGAAUUUAGUUUUACAGAGCCGAAAGGCGAUGAUUAUGAUUGGCUAGCGAAGUUUUUCGAGACCGGAGAUAAGGGAUCGGACAAUGAUUCCGAUGACGUUGUGGUGGUGAGUGAGACCAAGCCUAAAUCGAGGUCAAAGUCUUCUAAACCUACGGUCAGAGAUGCGGAUGAUGAUUGUGUGAUUUUGGAUAGUGACCCAGACAAGCCUAUCGUCGAUGAUGCUGGGAGUGACUCGGACGAGUUGUCUAUAGUUGGCGAGAAGGGUCCGAUUGCUUGCCGAGACUUCCCACAUUCUCGACAUGUUUGUAUUAGCUUUCCUUUUAAUACUACCCCCCACGAGAAGUACUGUAACCUGUGCCAUUGUUAUGUCUGUGACUUACCUGCACCCUGUGUGCAUUGGGCAACUAGCAACUCAAUUAUUGGCCAUUGUCAUGCCACUGACAAAGAGGGUAUAUGGAGAAAUCAGAGGGAAAGCUUUAAAUCGGGGAAAAUUUCUUCAUCACCACCUUUAAAAAUUUCUGACAGUCCACUAUCUGUGUGUGUGCCUCCAAAAAACCAAGUUCCACCACUCAAUAUUAUUCAAUUGUCACCUUGCUCAAGACCACAGGAUUUUGUCUCCAGGCCUUCGCCUGUCCAAGCUUGUUCCUCAGCUAAUUAUUCUCUCCCUACUAUUAUAAGCCGUAGUAGGAGCCAACCAUCAGGAUUGCUUUCAUCCAAGAACAGAUAUCAACCACGCAUAGUAUCAGGAGGACCGGUGCUUGGUGCUAGGCAUACUCUCCGGAAGGGCCCUUUGAACUCUACUCAUGCAUUGUUUCCAAAAUAUAUUGGGGUCCCCUUUCCAAGGAAUCCUUCCUUGUACUCUUCAUCAAACAACAGGAAUCACAUUGGUGCCGCUCAAUAUCCUAGGUUUCCCACUUCAGCACCAGGAUUGACAGACUUAAACCACCCGAGCAUGUGGAAUGAGUUUGACUCCAUUUCGUGUCAAAGCUCCUUUGAUCAGAACUUACUUCGUGCAGCAUUAAAUACUCCACCCUCCGAACCCCAAAGUUAUAGUCAACAUCUUCCUCCAUCAAAUAAUGAUAGCCAGAAUAUUUAUCAGCACGGGAAUCAAUUUCAGAUUAAUGACCCAAGUAUCCUUAAUCUUGGAGAUGAAACUCCAAAAUUCACUCAAAAUAUCUGUGAAGAAGACAUUGAAAUCAUAGGUGCAAAAGAUGGUAGUUCUGUAGAUAGUAUCUCCACAACAAAAUGGGUGAAUGAUGCCAGCCAAAGCAACCAACAACCUCCAGUCGAAAAUACUCAACAUCAGAUUUCGGAAACCUUUUUCGCACCAUCUGUUAAGGACUCUAAUUCUCAGUUUAGCAUCAGAAACACUGAUCUUAGCUCAGACUUCAGGUUUGAUGACUUGUUUUUUGAAGACCGAAGUGGUCCAGUGGUUGCAGAUGGUUCUAUGACACCUCCAUUGGAUGUCAUCUCUCCCGAGUCUGCUCCAAUUGAUCCAGGUAUGCUUUUCUUUGAUUUUGAAACCUCGUGGAACGGUCUUACCCACUUAUAGGGGACUCGACCCUGCGGCCGACCCUUUACUCUUUGGAUGCUUCUUGAACAGAUAUGGAAGCCUGAAAAUGGAGUCUUGCAUUGCAUUGUGCUCCUUUGUAAAUAAAAAUCCAUGCUUUGUUAACUUUGCUUUUAGGCUGAAAAAUAAGCAUCCCCAUUGAAAGCUGGAGGAGAGCCUAGUGGUGUCUUAUCAGUAUACGAGUAAUUUUAUUUAGUAGUCAGUACUGCUCAAAGUCGAAAAGUGGGGUUAUUUUUAAGGAUUAGAGGUGGUGAUUUUAACCCCUUGAUCCUUUUCUUCUCGUUAAUCCCAAAUGUGAGAUAAUUAUCAUUAUUAUUAUUAUUAAUCUUGCUUAGUUCUAUCUCCA